AUGAAGAAGGAAGAAGAAGAAAGAAAAGGGAAGAAGAGGAAAGACGAAGAAGGAAGAGGAGGAGGAAGAAGAAGAAGGGGGAAGAAGGAGGGGAAGAAGAGGAAGAAGGGGAAGAAGAGGAAGAAGAGGAAGAAGAGAAGAAGGGGAAGAAGAAGGAAGAAGAAGGAAGAAGAGGAAGAAGAGGAAGAAGGGGAAGAAGAGGAAGAAGAGGAAGAAGGGGAAGAAGAGGAAGAAGGGGAAGAAGAAGGGGAAGAAGGGGAAGAACAGGAAGAAGAGGAAGAAGGGGAAGAAGAGGAAGAAGAGGAAGAAGGGGAAGAAGAGGAAGAAGGGGAAGAACAGGAAGAUGAGGAAGAAGAGGAAGAAGGGGAAGAAGGGAAAGAAGAGGAAGAAGGGGAAGAAGAGGAAGAAAUGUUGGAAGGGUUAGGGAUGAAGAAGGAAGAGAAAAGGGAAGAAGAGGAAAGAAGAAGAAGGAAGAGGAGGAGGAAGAAGAAGAAGGGGAAGAAGGGGAAGAAGAAGAAGGGGAAGAAGAGGAAGAAGGGGAAGAAGAGGAAGAAGAGGAAGAAGGGGAAGAAGGGGAAGAAGAGGAAGAAGAAGAAGAAGAAGAAGAAGGGGAAGAAGAGGAAGAAGGGGAAGAAGAGGAAGAAGUGA
This is a messenger RNA of Knipowitschia caucasica, 648 nucleotides long. NCBI's taxonomy places the organism in Eukaryota, Metazoa, Chordata, Actinopteri, Gobiiformes, Gobiidae. The record is from the annotation of a GenBank genome assembly.